Solanum pennellii is the source of this 1942-nucleotide messenger RNA. RefSeq names its product WRKY transcription factor 1. The record is from RefSeq and is a predicted model, not a curated record. Gene Ontology annotation, biological process: regulation of DNA-templated transcription. Bases 429 to 1691 code for a protein of 420 amino acids. Lineage: Eukaryota; Viridiplantae; Streptophyta; Magnoliopsida; Solanales; Solanaceae. Gene Ontology annotation, molecular function: sequence-specific DNA binding; DNA-binding transcription factor activity. The transcript has 6 exons.
CCCCUUUCAAUAAAUCACUAUCUUUUCCAAAUAUAAUCUCUAUUCAUUCUCUCACUACUCCAAUCCAAAACAGAAAAAUAAGACCUCAUCAAAAUUCUUCUUAUAUAAUUUUUUUUUGUUAAUUAAUCCCCAAAAAAAGGUUGAAGUAAGUAGUUGCCUUUCAAACACACAGAGUGAUACAGAGCUAAGAAUAGAGUAGUAGUUGGCCCAACUUAAUUUUGCUGAUUGGAACUUUGUGUACAACAAGGGCUUAUGCUGUUGUUAAUUCAUUUUUCUUUAACAACUUUUGGGGGUUUGUGAAGAUUGGAGGGUCAUGAGAAAUUGUUGAGUUCACACAACUAAUAGUUAUUACCUCGAAGAAAAAAAAUGUGAUAAUAACUAUUAGUUGAGUGAUCGUAUGAGAAAUCAAUGUGAUCCUUUCAGUUUGAAUGGGUAUACCUAAGGAUGAUGUGUCACAAUCCAAUCAAAAAGAUAGUUCCCCUUCUAAUGUACCAGAGAAAGAUGCAGAAAAUGUGCAUCAGAAAAAGGGUCUCGAGAGUGAGGGUGGUGCAUCCGAAUCUAGUCGAGUUUCUGUACUACCGAAGAAGGAACCAUACAUAAUAUCUUGUAAAUCAGAUUCUCCUGUAAAAGACGGAAACAUUUCCCUAGUACCUGGAAAGGCUUCAGAUUCUUCACAACAAAUACAAAGUCAGAAAAUGGAAGAAGUUGUAUCUCAACCUCAUCAAGAACAAGUAACUUCUUCACCAAUGGCUGAGAAUGCUUUGUGUAAGUUACAAUCUAGGCGGAACCCUGAUACGAGUGUCCAGGAUUUGCCAUCUGAUCAAGGAGUCACUCCCUUCAGUGAACCUGAAAAACCAUCUGAAGAUGGAUAUAACUGGCGAAAAUAUGGUCAGAAACUUGUUAGAGGAAAUGAGUUCACUCGGAGUUAUUACAAGUGCACGCGCCUUAAUUGUCUAGCAAAAAAACAAGUGGAGAGAUCACAAGAUGGGAAUAUAACCAAUAUUCACUAUAUAGCAACGCAUGAGCAUCCAAAACCUCUAAAUAGUCCCCAAAUCUCCCCAGAGCUUGUAGUGCCUUCUGAAACGAGACGACCAGACAUGUCAACGGGAACACCACAUGAAGGUGAGAAAUCUACUGCACUUGGUGAAGCAUGUCAAUCUAUCGUACCAUCGGAGAGCCUGAGUUCAGCGGCUGUUGUAUCAGCUGGUGGUAGUGCACAAGAUACAGUUCUGAAGCCACUUAAAUCAGGAGAUGAGGGUGAUAAUAAUGGUGGUCGCAACUCAAAGAGACGGAAGAAAGAAGUACCUACGAGUGAUGACAUGACUCCACCUAUGAAGUCUCCUAGUGAAACACGACACAUUGUUCAGACUAGCAGUGAAGUGGAUGUAGUCAAUGAUGGUUACCGGUGGCGUAAAUACGGGCAAAAAUUUGUGAAAGGAAAUCCAAAUCCUAGGAGUUACUACCGAUGCUCGAGUGCUGGUUGCCCUGCAAAGAAGCAUGUGGAGAGGUCAUCCCAUAAUGCAAAAUCAGUGAUUACAGCAUAUGAAGGGCAGCAUGACCAUGACAUCCCACCUUCCAGAACUGUUAUCCAAAAUACAGCAGAGGCUGAUUCUAAUACAACAAGAAUAAGUGGAGAGUCCACAUCUGAAUCAGGUGAAAGCAAACAUAUUGUCCAUAUUGGUGCAAAUUGAGAGCAUAAUGCCAAACAAUCAAACUCAAUACAGAUUUAGAUAAUGUUACAUCAUCAAGUUAUCUAAUCUUAUCUUUUUUCUUAUUUGUUGUAAUUGGUCAAUUGUUCUCCACUGUAGGAGAAAAAAGAAAGGAUAAAUAUAUAUGUAUUAUAGAAACAGCUGAUUUAACCUCAUAAUUGGUGUGAAUUCCUAUACUUAAAUGUAUAAGUUGUGUUGUCAAUAAUAAAUUUAAGAGAGUUCAGAUUUGAUCA